AUGGUAGAACCAUUACAAGGUCUAACCAACAGGGCGAUAAUUUACUCUGCUCCCGGAGAAUCUUUAGAAACUGCAGUUGUUAGUCUUCCUGUUCAGCAGCCUGCUGAGGGAGAGGUUCUCGUUAAGCUAUAUUACUCCGGCGUCUGUCAUACUGAUGUAUCGUUUUGCAUGAAUGCACUUCCCGGUCUUCAGGUUCCAACUCCUAAAGGACAAAUCGGCGGUCAUGAAGGCGUCGGAACCGUCAUUGCUCAUGGCCCAGGAGUUACAUCGCCACCGAUAGGCUCUCACGUCGGCAUCAAAUACGUCGCCGAUGCUUGUCUGACUUGCGAUAACUGUAUUGAGGGCGCUGAAGCAUCUUGCUUGAAUCUAAAAAUUUCCGGAUAUUUGACCCCGGGAACUUUUCAGCAAUAUUGUAUUGCUACAGCAAGAUAUGUGACACCAAUUCCAGAUAAUUUAGAUCUAGCGGCAGCAGCACCUCUGAUGUGUGGAGGCGUCACGGUUUACACGGCAUUAAGAAAAGCUGGACUUCGGCCUGGUGAUUGGGUUGCCAUCUUUGGUGCUGGUGGAGGGCUAGGGCAUCUUGGAAUUCAAUAUGCGAAAGCAAUGGGUGGCCGAGUCAUCGCGUUAGAUGUUGGCUCGAAGAAAGACUUCUGCUUCAGUCAAGCCGCAGAUGAAUUUAUUGACGUCACUCAAUUCGACGUGGAUGAAGAUGUUGCCGCCAAGAUCAAGUUGCUUAGCAAUGGCGGCGUUCGUACUUCUCUGCAGUGCACAUCAAGCAGCAAGGCGUAUACUCAAGCCUUUUCAUCUUUAUGUUUCAGAGGGACGUUGGUAUGCAUCGGAGUCCCUCAAAAUCCUCUCUCGUUUGCUCCAAACCUCUCAGCUAUGGUUGGGCAAGAACUAAGGAUUAUUUCUGCCAAAACCGGCAACAGAGUCGAUGUCAAAGAGUGCCUUAGUCUUGCAGCAAGAGGUUUCAUCAAAUGUCAUUACCAGAUACGAAAAAUGAACGAAUUGACAAAUGUGUUUAAGGAUAUGCAGGCGGGCUUGAUUGAGGGCAGAGUUAUCCUCGACUUGGAGGGAGUGUAG
This is a messenger RNA of Trichoderma virens Gv29-8, 1083 nucleotides long. RefSeq lists its product as uncharacterized. Lineage: Eukaryota; Fungi; Ascomycota; Sordariomycetes; Hypocreales; Hypocreaceae. The coding region runs from base 1 to 1083 and encodes 360 amino acids. The record is from RefSeq and is a predicted model, not a curated record. Gene Ontology annotation, molecular function: oxidoreductase activity; zinc ion binding. The transcript has 7 exons.